AUGAGCGCAGCAGCAGAUACGACAGCGACAGCGGACUCGGUGACAGCGAUUAGCGUGCGUGUCAUCCCGCCGCAAAUGGUCUGGCCUCUGCGGCACGAGGUCAUGUGGCCUUCCAAACCACUGGAGUACGUCGUAAUCCCGGGCGACGAGGACGCCGCCACUAGCCGACACUUUGGUCUCUUCCUCCUCGACAAAGACGAGCCCGUCUCGGUCGUCUCGCUCUUUUGGGAGAGGAGAGAGGGCCAGGGCGUUGAUGAGAGCGUCGCGCAGUUCCGCAAGUUCUGCACGCGCGUGUCGCACCAACGGAAGGGGUACGGGACGCUGCUGCUUGAGCGGCUCGUCGCAGACGCGCGUGCCGGCGGGGCGAAAUCUCUGUGGUGCAACGCGCGCGUCGAGCAGGCCGGGUACUACCGCAAACUAGGGCUGUCCGAUGUGCCCGGUCGUGCUUUUGAGAAGGACGGGCAGCGUUACGUGAUCAUGGAGAUGCCACUGCGGCGACCAACAGCAAGAGAGAAGUAA
Molecule: messenger RNA, 519 nt
Organism: Emiliania huxleyi CCMP1516
Lineage: Eukaryota; Haptophyta; Isochrysidales; Noelaerhabdaceae
Exons: 1
Coding region: 1-519 (172 amino acids)
Molecular function (GO): acyltransferase activity, transferring groups other than amino-acyl groups
Source: RefSeq, a predicted model, not a curated record